UCUUCGACGAGAGCCUAAUUAAGUCUCCUCCGUCGAAACCGCCGUUUUGUAGACGUCGGAUUCCUCGGCGAGCAAGCGAUCGAAAGAGAUGCGGCGGAAGGUGGCCCCGGAUUCCUCGGAUGCCACCGGCGGCGAGGCGGGGCGGCAGGACCUCCUCCAGCUUUCCUCGGCGAUCUGCAAUGGCGAGGACCUGGGCCCCUUCGUCCGCAAGGCCUUCGCCUCCGGCCGCCCCGAAUCCCUCCUCCACUCUCUCCGCCACUUCGCCCGCUCCAAAGAAUCCGAGAUCGAAGAAGUCUGCAAGGCCCACUACCAGGACUUCAUCCGCGCCGUCGACGACCUCCGGUCCCUCCUGUCCGACGUCGAUUCCCUCAAAUCCGCCCUCUCCGACUCCAACGCCGCCCUCCAGUCGGCCGCCGGCCCCCUUCUUUCUUCCCUCGAUGCCUACUUAGAAGACCGCGCCGUCGCCCGCAACCUCUCAGCCGCCCUUGCUGCCUCCCGCCUCUGCGCGCGCCUCCUCGACCUCCUCGCCCGCGCCAACGCCCACCUAGCCGCUGACGACCUCUACCUCUCCCUCCGCGCCAUCGACGCCGUGGAGCGGGACUUCCUGGACGCCGCUCCCCACCCCACCAUCCGCCGAAUGCUCCUCCGCCUCAUCCCCGCCGUCCGCUCCCACGCCGAGCGCAAGAUCGCGAAGGAAUUCUCUGACUGGAUGGUCCAGAUCCGCGUCGCCAGCCGCCACCUCGGCCAGAUCGCCAUCGGCCGCGCCUCCGCCGCCCGCCAGCGCGAAGAGGAGCUCCGCAUCAAACAGCGCCAAGCCGAGGAGCAGUCCCGCCUCUCGCUCCGCGAAGCCAAUUCCUCCUCCAUCUACUCCCUCGAAGACGACGACGACGACGACGACGACGACCUCGCAGCCGCCCUUGCCGCUGCAGGCGGCGGAGGUAGCACCGGCUCCGCCGUCGACGGCAUUCUUCGCUUCGACCUCACACCACUCUACCGCGCCUACCACAUCCACCAGACCCUCGGCCUCCAGGAUCGAUUCAAGAAAUACUAUUUCGAGAACCGGAAGCUCCAGCUCACCUCCGACUUCCAGGUCUCCUCCAUGACCCCAUUUCUCGAGUCUCACCAGACCUUCUUCGCCCAGAUCGCCGGAUUCUUCAUCGUCGAGGACCGGAUCCUCCGCACCGGCGGCGGACUGAUCUCCCGGUCCGACGUCGACGCGCUUUGGGAGACCGCCAUUGCCAAGAUGGUCUCCGUCCUCGAGGACCAGUUCUCUCGGAUGCAGACCGCCAACCACUUGCUCUUGAUCAAAGAUUAUGUGAGUCUUCUUGGUGUUACUCUCCAGCGAUACGGCUACACCGUCGAUCCGCUCCUCGAUGUCCUGUCGAAGCACCGGGACAAGUACCAUGACCUCCUGUUAUCCGACUGCCGCCUCCAGGUGUCUGAGGCCCUUGCCGCCGACAAGUUCGAGCAAAUGCUCAUGAAGAAGGAGUAUGAGUACUCGAUGAAUGUGCUGUCAUUCCAGAUCCAGACCUCCGACAUCAUCCCUGCAUUCCCUUAUGUCGCUCCGUUCUCCUCUACUGUCCCUGACCUAUGUCGAAUUGUCCGGUCGUUCAUUGAGGACUCGGUCAGUUUCAUGUCGCACGGCGGCCAGUUUGAUUUCUACCCCAUUGUCAAGAAGUAUCUCGACCGCCUCCUUGGGGUGGUCCUCGAUGGCGCCAUCCUGCUCCUUGUUGAGUCUGGGGGCCUUGGCGUGUCCCAAGCCAUGCAGGUAGCUGCCAACAUGGUUGUGAUGGAGCGGGCCUGUGACUUCUUCUUCCGCCAUGCUGCACAUCUCUCUGGCAUCCCCUUUCGCAUUGCUGAGAGGGGCAAGAGAGAAUUCCCAUUGAAAAAGUCCCGGGAUGCAGCCGAGGAGCUUUUGCUGGGAUUGCUUCAGGCCAAGAUUGAUGAUUUUUUGAUCUUGACCGACACUGUGAGCUGGAUGGCCGAUGACUCGCCUCCGAAUGGGAAUGAGUAUGCAAAUGAGGUAAUCAUAUACCUUGAGACGCUGGUCUCCGCUGCACAGCAGAUUCUGCCCAUCCAAGUCCUUCGACGGGUGCUUCAUGGAGUCCUCACCCAUGUAUCUGAAAAGAUCGUGGGGCUUUUCCUUAGUGAUUCGGUUAAGAGGUUUAAUGCGAAUGCUGUGACAGGAAUAGAUGCCGACUUGAGGCUGUUUGAAUCAUUUGCAGAUAGCCAAUCCCAUUUGUUUGGUGAUUCUGAGGAAUCAGGUGUCAAUGAACUGAAAAUGGCUUUGUUGGAAGCAAGGCAAUUGGUUAAUUUGCUCAUGAGCAACCACCCAGAGAAUUUCCUGAACCCAGUGAUCCGGGAAAAGAGUUACAAUAAGCUGGAUUACAAGAAGGUUGUCGCAAUAUCUGAGAAGUUCAGAGAUUCGUCAGAUCGGCUGUUCUCCACAUUUGGUACAAGGGGUUUGAAACAGAACCCGAAGAAGAAAUCAAUUGAUGCUCUGAUAAAGAGGCUCAAGGAUGUGAGCUGAAGCAGCUGCUUCAAUAUAGUAAGAGAGCAUCUCUUUCCCUUUUUAUGUUAAAUGAUGUGAUUUGGAGUGUGUUUGCUGUCUAUUUUUUGUCAUUUAUUAACUUCAAUUAUAAUACCUUUCAAACUGCUGCCUUAUAGUGCUAGUUUUGUUCAUGCUAAAUACCUGGUGUAUGCACGGAAAAAUAUGUUAACCAUUUUAUUGUAUUCAUGGAAAACCACUCAUUUGUUUUGUUCAUAUGGGGCUUGUAAUAAUCUAAAAAGGUUGUAGGAUGAAUAGCCAUUCUUUUUAUUCAAUUUUUUCUUGGAUCA
Molecule: messenger RNA, 2838 nt
Organism: Phoenix dactylifera (date palm)
Lineage: Eukaryota; Viridiplantae; Streptophyta; Magnoliopsida; Arecales; Arecaceae
Source: RefSeq, a predicted model, not a curated record